Mizuhopecten yessoensis (Yesso scallop) is the source of this 1004-nucleotide messenger RNA. Its product is annotated as sacsin-like. Gene Ontology annotation, molecular function: Hsp70 protein binding. The record is from RefSeq and is a predicted model, not a curated record. The annotation marks the transcript as partial. NCBI's taxonomy places the organism in Eukaryota, Metazoa, Mollusca, Bivalvia, Pectinida, Pectinidae. The transcript has a single exon.
GUUGAAAAAGUCUGAAUGUUUACUAGAAUACAUUUGGGAAAUUGAAAAUAUAGCUGAUAGUGACUUGCUCCCAAGAAUUCGGACGAUAAAGUUCAUCGUACCAUCAAAAAUAUCACAGCAACAAGAAGACAUAUACCCACAAUAUGAAGCUGGACAAUUGAUGGCAUUUGAAGGAGCUGUUCCUGACUGGUACACCAAAUAUGUCUGGAGUAGUUGCAACAUCCUGCCAGAAAUGGCCAAUCCGUUCGUAGGUUUUAAUAAGAAAAAAACGGACGCGGUAGCGAGACAACUUCAGGUGUUCUUGGAAAAGCCACUGCUGGAAAAAGUUAUCUUGCACACACAAAAUAUAUGUGAUGCAUUAAAAGAACAAUGCGAAAGAAAUGUCUGGAAAAACAAGGAUGAAUACUUGAAAAGACUGAUGUCUGACAUUUAUCAAUAUUUAUGGAAAGAUGGAGCUAAGCAUGACUUACUUAAUCGUCUUCGUCAGAAACCUAUUGUGUAUCUGCCAUCUGAGAACAAAUUUGUGACAUGUGGAGUUCUUGUUAUUCAUUUAGAAGAAGGGCAAGAAAUCAAACCAUAUCUUUACUCGGCUCCCUUGGAGUUUGGUGGGAACUUUGAACUGUUUGAAAAGCUGGGCACAGAAAAGAGACCCACAUGUGCAACGUAUGCUAGAGUAUUGGAGCGAAUCACACAAGAUGUGAGGGAUCAAGAACUGCAUCCCAACGAGCGUCAGUCUGUAUUGAAGGCUAUUCAUGGACUAUUUUUACAUUUGAAGUGUACGACAGACGAUACUGAUGUAUGUUUGCAGGUACCUAUCCUGUAUCUUCCAACCGAAGACUACAAACUAAUGGAUUCCACGAAAAUGAUUUAUUCAAAUAACAAUCUUUUCUAUGAAGCAAUAGGGAAGGAUGCAGGCUUACCCUACUUUGUAGGUUUCCAAUCACUAAAGCUAUUUUAUUUUGAAAGGGAUAUAGAAAAAUUACCAGUGAAAUAUAGACCGCAUA